ACAACUUCAACGAAACGGAAACGCUUAAUCAAUCAGGAGCAGCGUAGGGCGGCCAACGUCAGAGAACGUAGACGCAUGAACAAUCUGAACAAAGCUUUCGACGAGUUGAGGGACAAAGUUCCCAGGUUCGAAUACGAGAAGCGUCUGUCUCGAAUCGACACCCUCAAACUCGCUUCUGAGUAUAUCAUCUUCCUUAAUAGGAUUUUA
Molecule: messenger RNA, 207 nt
Organism: Helobdella robusta
Lineage: Eukaryota; Metazoa; Annelida; Clitellata; Rhynchobdellida; Glossiphoniidae
Exons: 1
Biological process (GO): regulation of transcription by RNA polymerase II; developmental process
Molecular function (GO): DNA-binding transcription factor activity, RNA polymerase II-specific; RNA polymerase II transcription regulatory region sequence-specific DNA binding; protein dimerization activity
Source: RefSeq, a predicted model, not a curated record